Molecule: messenger RNA, 798 nt
Organism: Penicillium samsonianum
Lineage: Eukaryota; Fungi; Ascomycota; Eurotiomycetes; Eurotiales; Aspergillaceae
Exons: 1
Coding region: 1-798 (265 amino acids)
Source: RefSeq, a predicted model, not a curated record
AUGGCACCUUCAGCGCAGUCUUGGGUUCCCCCAAAUCCUCCCGCAGGGAUUCCAACCAUUCUAGCCGUACCCCCAGCUACUUCCACCCCAGCCCGGCGAUACGGCGAGAUCCAAGACGAAGGCGCUAUGCGACAACGAUGGAUCGAAGACCCCACAGACCGCACAUGCCAAAUUCAGCCCAGCACCCUGACCGUAGCCGACCUUAUAGACGCACGCUGGUUGAUUCGCACCAACAAGCAUAACAUCCCGUUCCAGAUUGCGGAGAAUGCCUUCGCACUGGGAUACCCGAACGCGGCUAUAUACAACCAGACACUGGCGCAAAAUUACGCAGAGGGCGGUCUCGGGGCUGCUGGCUGCGAGAACGUGUACGACAUCCUAGUUGGAAGGGGACUGAUUAUCGCCGAGGGGAUGUUCAGAACUGACGGGCCUCAGUUUUCGCAGAUUGCCCGGGCUCAUUUGCAGGAGAUUGCUGAGCCCCAGUCUCUGCGACACUUCUAUGUUUGUGAUAUCGUCAAUGUCGACACUAGGGAGUUUGUGCAGGAGGUUCUGUAUUCCUCGCGCAAUGAUCUCACCUGGCCUCCGGUCUGUAGAGCACCGCUGGUCUGGCAGUAUAAUACCCCCGAGUACCAGGCUCUUCUGGGUACGCGCGUUGGAAAGUGCGCGGUGUAUCUGGUCUUGGAGAUCUUUCCUAGAGGUACGUAUUAUAUUGCUAGGAUUGUAACCUGGGAUCAAAGUUGCUCACUUGAGAUCAGGUUUGAUAUUGAACCUAUUCCUGCAUCUCCGGUUUCUACUGAUUGA